UCAAACAUGGCCGACGAGGCAGGGGAAGUAAACACAGCUGUUGAGGAUGGCGAAGAAAAACAACCGCUGCAUGAGCCCGAGGGCCUGUCGGGAGCCGCGGCCGACGACGAGUCCGGCGGCAGCGACGGACAGGACCGGACGGAGAGGUCUGCUCCGGCGGUGACGGCAGAGAACAGUUGGUCGGCACCCAUCAUGUCUCUGGCUCGGAAGGCCACGGAGACGAUUAGCAGCGGGGUGAGCUACGUUGCUGCCCCGAGAAAUCCCUCACAGGGAUCCGUUGCGAGCUCCCCGACUGAGAGGGAGGCCGAAAAUAAUCUCAACAACACUCCAAAGAAGCUUCCAGUUCUGCCCCCCAAAGACCCCAUGGCAAUAGAAAGAUCCAACCUCCUCAGCAUGCUGAAGCUGAGCAUCAAAGUGUUAAUUCAGUCCUCCCUGAGUUUGGGCAGGACGCUUGACUCGGAGUACCCUCCUCUGCAGCAGUUCUUUGUCGUCCUGGAGCAUUGCCUCAAACAUGGGCUGAAAGCCAAGAAAUCCUUCAUAAGUCAGAACAAGUCCAUAUGGGGGCCUCUGGAACUGGUUGAGAAGUUGUGCCCAGAGUCCAUUAGCAUUGCCAUAAGUGCCAGAGACCUGCCCGGCAUUAAGACCGGUGUGGGGAGAGCAAGGGCUUGGCUGCAUUUAGCGCUCAUGCAGAAGAAGGUUGCUGACUAUAUGAAAGUUUUGCUGGACCGCAAAGAUCUCCUGAGUGAGUUUUAUGACUCAGGAGCAUUGAUGGUGGAGGAGGAGGGGGCGGUGAUGGGGGGGCUGCUGGUGGGCCUCAACAUGAUUGACGCUAACCUCUGUAUUAAAGGGGAGGAUCUUGAUUCUCAGGUGGGAGUCAUUGACUUCUCCCUUUAUCUUAAAGACCCUGCCACCAGUGAGACUCCAAAAGAUGAUGGCAAGAUGACAGCCAUAUUAGAUCAGAAGCACUACAUUGAGGAGUUAAAUCGUCAUCUAAGCGGCACAGUCACUGACCUUCAGGCUAAGAUGGACUCUCUAGAAAAGACCAACAACAAACUUGUGGAGGAGCUGACGGCAACAACAGACAGAAUCAACUCUCUGCAGGAAGAACAUGAACAGCUAAGAAAGGAGAAUGAGUUGAUCUUGCAGUCCAGCCAGAAAAAGGAAGAGGCAACCCUUCAGGACAGCCAGGUGGAGCUGGAGACAUACAAACAGACUCGACAGGGCCUGGACGAGAUGUACAGUGUGGUUUGGAAGCAGUAUAAAGAGGAAAAGCGCAUUCGCCAGGAGCUGGAGCGCGAGCUGGAGCUCCAGGUGGGCCUGAAGCAGGAGAUCGAGGUGGCCAUGAAGCUGCUGGAGAAGGACACACAUGAGAAACAGGACACGCUGGCAGCCCUGCGGCUCCAGCUGGACCAAGUCAAGACUCUUAACCUGCAGAUGUUUCACAAAGCACAGGACUCUGAACGAGAAGCGGAACGAAAGCAGGCGGAGGCUGUGCAGCUUGAGCAGAAGAUGGAUGAAAUGGAGAAAGCCAUGGUGGAACUAGAGCAGAGGCUACAGAACUCAGAGCGUGAGCGCAAACAAAGCGACCAGUCAGACAAAGAUCUGAGGGUGGAGCUGGAAGGAAAAGUGGAUGCUUUGCAGAAACAACUGACUGACCUGGAUACACAAAGGUUGGGUUUGGAAAAUGAGCUGCGCACUGAGAGGGAACAGAGACAAAGUCUGCAAAAAGCUCUCCAGCGGGAACAGGACAACAGCAUCGAGCUCCGCACACAGCUGCAACAACUCCAGGGCCUGCACACGGAGCUGCAGGAUUUGAAGCAGGAGAAGCAGCAGCUGCAGCAGAGGUGUGAGCAGCAGGAGCAGGCUCUACAGGAAAUGGGACUACAUCUCAGCCAGUCUAAACUUAAGAUGGAGGACUUUAAGGAGGUCAACAAAGCCUUGAAGGGCCACGCCUGGCUGAAAGAUGAUGAGGCCACUCAGUGCAAGCAAUGCCAGAAGGAGUUCUCAAUCGCACGCAGAAAGCACCACUGCAGAAACUGUGGAGACAUCUACUGCAACAGUUGCUCCAGUAACGAGCUGGCCUUACCCUCCUACCCCCGGCCAGUGCGGGUGUGCGAUGUGUGCCACGCCCUCUUGCUGCAGAGAAGCUCCUCCACGGUUUCCUGACAAAACACCUAGCAAGUUUAAAUGUUUCUUCGAGAGCUUUCUAACACUGCACAUACUCAUCCACUAUGAUUUUGAACUACCUUCAUAGAAUCUUAUGGAAAUGUAAUUUGGUUUUCCAUUUCCAAAGUUACCUGAAAUUCAGGAACAUUGGUUCAUCACUAUUACAUAAGGAGCCACCUUUAACUCAAAUGGGAAGAGCUAAUACACUUUAUGCAGACGGUGUGUUGAGGAGACUGCUUAUUUUGUUAGGGCUGGAAUAGUACUUGAUAAACUGACCAUUGUAAAAGGUGUAAUUUCUGUAAUUCAAACCAUGGAUGUUGACUACAUUGAGGUCCCAUCAAGGUUAUUGUUCAGCUUUUCUUUUGUCUAGCUGUUAAAGAACACAUGUACGUCAUCUGGAUAUUCAACUUGUCAUGCACUUAGUUUUUGCAGCUAUGGCCCCAAUGUUGGAUAGCUGAAAAAUUGUGUAAAUGACUGCAGAAUGUAAAAAAAUCUAACUAUUUUAGAAUGUAUAGUGAGGUUUAGUGGAUUGUGACAACUGCUACAAAGCCAUUUUCUUGAUUUGCGGAUGGUGAAGUUUUUUAUCUAGAUAUUUGAUAAAAUGAAUAAAGCCUCCUGUUUUGCAA
Molecule: messenger RNA, 2792 nt
Organism: Micropterus dolomieu (smallmouth bass)
Lineage: Eukaryota; Metazoa; Chordata; Actinopteri; Centrarchiformes; Centrarchidae
Gene: rufy1
Product: RUN and FYVE domain containing 1
Exons: 17
Coding region: 7-2166 (719 amino acids)
Biological process (GO): protein transport; regulation of endocytosis
Cellular component (GO): cytoplasm
Molecular function (GO): metal ion binding
Source: RefSeq, a predicted model, not a curated record